This is a messenger RNA of Lichtheimia ornata, 534 nucleotides long. RefSeq lists its product as uncharacterized. The transcript has 3 exons. The record is from RefSeq and is a predicted model, not a curated record. Lineage: Eukaryota; Fungi; Mucoromycota; Mucoromycetes; Mucorales; Lichtheimiaceae. The coding region runs from base 1 to 534 and encodes 177 amino acids.
AUGAAAUCAGAACCCACAGAAUCCGAGUGUUGGCUCGUUAUUGGUGCUCAUCAAGCAGGUGCAACAGAGGGACGUUGUGCCGAAAUCGCUGGCUUGCCUCGAUCCGCUGCCCACAAGAUCAUUAGCAACUUUAAGAAAUUGGGCUCCCCUCAAGCAUCCACUGUCAAUUCGGCAUCUGUGUUCAUGCCAUCUCACAAACGUAGGAGAAACGACUACGACUACCAAGAUUCACCUUCUCCUGGACCUCGGAAGCGUGGUCGUCCUCGCAAGGUGAUUUAUGCAACGGAGGGCUUAAUCCGAGAGACCAUCAGUCGUAACCAUAACAAGAAGGCACAUGACAACGAUCCUAGCAACAAUGAAUGGACUGAGCAUGACGACCGACUCUUGCUUUCUCAUGUACUUGGCGUGCCCCAAAACUUCAAAUGGAAGGAAUUGGAAACCAUCUUUGAACAAAAACAUCUAUCCAAGAUAUGCCGUGAUCGUUGGACUUUGUUGAAAAAGGAAAUGCUUAAAGACAUUAAUAAAAAUCGGUGA